GAACAGAAGCGUCUGCAUGAUGAGCCGAACACAAAACAGUGAAGAAGGUGAAAACCCCAGCAGAACCUCCAAGCUGCCAGCAGGGGGAGUAGUUCUGCUGGUUCUGGUCUGCCUGCUGGCUGCUGCUGUUUUUGUCAUCUUCAGACUCUCGUUUGUCAUGCUGGAGACCAGAGAAAGUUUCCAAACCCUGAAAGAGGAGAUUGAAGCUCUGGGGAAAAAUAUCUCAGAACUAAAAUCUUCACAGCAGUCAUCAUGUCCUCCACCUCCUGAAGCAAAAMGUCAAAGAGAUUUGGUGAGAAGACCAGAGUGGGAGAAAUAUCAAGGAAGCCUUUAUUAUUUCUCCACCCAGAUCUUCACUGAUCCGACACGUCUGAAGUGUGAAGCAGGAUGGGAGCCACAUGGAGGAAACUGUUAUUAUUUUAACACGAUGAGAUCCACCUGGACUGAGAGCAGAGAUUCCUGCGUUGAUCUGGGAUCAGACCUGGUGAAGAUCGACAGCAGAGAGGAGCAGGUGUUCCUGAAGGGCAGACUGAGAGGCUUGAUGGUGGACGGUGAGGACAGGUUCUGGAUCGGACUGACGGACUCAGUGGAAGAAGGCAGAUGGUUCUGGGUGGACGGAUCAGAUCUGGAUCAAAGUUUGAGCUUUUGGAAUCCGAAGGAGCCUGAUGACUGGAAAUAUAAGAACCCAGCUGGAGAAGACUGUGUGAGGAUGGGAGACAGAGGAGGAAGUCAUCAUCUGAAGUGUUGGUUUGAUAAAGCCUGUCAUGUUCCUCAUAAAAGUAUCUGUGAGAAACCAGCAGCAACACCAGGUUAUCUCUGUGUCUGAAGUUCAGUUCAGUUUAUAAAACAAUCUGCAGAGAUUCUGGUUCUAUAAACAUUUAAACUUUUCUUCCAGCUAAAACAUCAAAUUCUCCUUUUUAAUGAUUAUUUCUAUCAGCUUUAGUUAUUCUCUGGUCUGCAGCAGCAGCAGACCACCAAGAGAAAAACUCUGAGUUACCAAAUAUUAUCAGCUUCCAGCAGCUGCUGUUGUAACUGUGAGGAUUAUGAAUAAAUAAACUACAGAACUGAGA
Molecule: messenger RNA, 1070 nt
Organism: Poecilia reticulata (guppy)
Lineage: Eukaryota; Metazoa; Chordata; Actinopteri; Cyprinodontiformes; Poeciliidae
Source: RefSeq, a predicted model, not a curated record